GCUGUUCAACUGCUUUGAAAGGAGAAGUGUGUGUGAAGAUCUCAACCGUUGAUUCGACAUUUAACUGCCCGCACUUAACCAAUCUUGCCGCCACCGCAGACGGGCGCUCGUGUUCGGAAUCUCAUCCAGUCCAUUCGGCCACUCCGCCGGGAGAUCGGCCUCACGGCUAACGCAAAAAAUCUCACCAGUCACCCUAUAGUUCAGCGGCAGCAAAGCUCCCUCCAAUUUCGAGCUCGCCAAUGGCCGCUGGGCCAGUGACCGCGCCCUUCUCAAUGGCGGUCCCCUCUGCGCGCCGUAACCGAGCGCUCGUACCGACAGUCUCCGCGGCCCGCGAGCCGGCGCGCGCGUGGACAGCGGCCGGCGCGGAGGGGAGGGCGCGGAGAGGGAAGGAGGCGGAGGUGGAGGACGAGGAGGAAGCGGAGAGGCGGCGGAAGGAAGAGGUGAACCGGAAGAUCGCGUCCCGGAAGGCGCUGUCAGUCAUCCUCCGGCGCGAGGCCACCAAAGCGGUCCUCGAUAAGCGCAAGCCCGGCAAGGGCACGCGCCGCCUCCUCCCCGGCACCGUCCUCGAGGCCCUGCACGAACGCGUCGCCGCCCUCCGAUGGGACUCCGCCCUCAAGGUGUUCGAGCUAAUGCGGGACCAGGUGUGGUACAGGCCUUACAUCGGCAUCUACAUCAAGCUCAUAACCAUGCUCGGCAAGUGCAAGAAGCCAGAGAAGGCGCACGAGCUCUUCCAGGCGAUGAUCGAUGAGGGUUGCGCGCCCAACCUCGAGUCCUACACAGCCCUCGUCUCCGCGUACAGCAGGAGCGGCCGAUUCCAUGAGGCAUUCAACCUGCUUGAUCGGAUGAAGGACACCCCGGGUUGCCAGCCUGAUGUGAAGACGUACUCGAUUCUCAUCAAGUCAUGCUUACACGCUUAUGAUUUUGAGAAGGUGAAGAGUUUGCUGACUGAUAUGGCACGGGCAGGCAUCCGGCCUAACACUGUCACCUAUAAUACAUUGAUUGAUGCCUAUGGGAAAGCAAGAAGGUUUCCUGAGAUGGAAUCAACUCUUCUGAAGAUGUUGUCACAAAAUUGCAAGCCUGAUAUCUGGACAAUGAAUUCUACUCUCAGAGCUUUUGGCAGUAGUGGUCAGAUUGAGACAAUGGAAAGCUGCUAUGAGAAGUUCCAGGCCUCUGGUAUUGUCCCAAACAUUAAGACCUACAAUAUCUUGCUCGAUUCCUAUGGUAAAGCCAAAAUGUAUGAGAAGAUGGGAGCUGUGAUGGAGUACAUGCAGAAGUACUACUAUUCUUGGACAAUAGUCACUUACAAUGUAGUGAUUGAUGCAUUUGGAAGGGCCGGCGACCUCGAGCAGAUGGAAUAUAUAUUUAGGCUAAUGAAAUCUGAGCGUAUAAAGCCUAAUUGUGUUACACUCUGUUCAGUGGUUAGAGCAUAUGGAAGAGCUGGGGAAGUUAAGAAAAUAAAGACAGUGUUGAGAAUCGUUGAGAAUUCUGACAUAACAUUGGACAUUGUAUUCUUCAACUGCUUGGUGGAUGCAUAUGGGAGGGUGGGGUGCUUGGCAGAGAUGUGGGAUAUUCUUGAUUUGAUGAAGGAGCAUAGAUGCAAACCAGACAAGGUAACAUGUGCUACCAUGAUCAAAUGGUUUCUCAUCAAAGGAAUCGACGAUCAUCGUGUUCAGUACCUACGUGAUCUUAAAGAUGGCCGAGCAACAGAUGAUACAUAGGAGUGAACACAAAAACAACUCAUGGACUGUUGGCUUUUGUAUGCAUUUUUUUAAGGAAUGGAUCUUUCAGGGCCUUGGUUUACAUACAUGCAUGAAUCCCGCAUUCCCACCUGGCCUACAAUAUAAUGAGUCACUGACUUGAAUGCUACUGAAUCAAACAUUACUCAGAGAGUCAGAUAUCAUGAGUCACACUGCUCACUGACUUGAGUGCUGCUGAAUCAAACAUUCUUAUUAUAUUCCCCAUGACUAUGUAUGAGAAGCACAUGGAAAAUUAAUUUUGCAAUUUCAGUAGCACAGAGCUAUAUAGGGACAUCUUUAAGAAAGCUACUAAUAGUUAGGGCAUCUCGUGAAUGAAUAGUUUCUGGAGAAGAUUGAAUCAAGUUUUAAUGAAUGGCGAAUAAUGAACAAUACUGGAAUAUAAAGCUCAUAUUGAGAAAAAGUGGCAGGUUUUAGAAGCAGAGGAGACAAGACAUGCUGGUGAAAUUGAUCAGAUUCUGCUAGUUGUUCUGACUUGAUGUAUCAACGUAGUUGUACAUGACUUUUACUGUUGACUAGUGCAAAGACACUUUAGUGUUUCAUAUGUCAAUUCUAGGAAAUUACAUUAUUGUAGGCGAUUCUUUGGUAUGUCACCUAACAUUUUCUAUCAGUGUCAUCCAAAGAAAGAGAAUAUAACUGACCGGAGUUUUUUCUGAAAGGAGAUCCUCCUUGACCUUAUUAGAACAAUGACUUCAAAGACUUUGUAGUCGAGCUGCUUUCUGGAGCA
This is a messenger RNA of Sorghum bicolor (sorghum), 2481 nucleotides long. Its product is annotated as pentatricopeptide repeat-containing protein At5g48730, chloroplastic. The transcript has 3 exons. Bases 240 to 1718 code for a protein of 492 amino acids. Lineage: Eukaryota; Viridiplantae; Streptophyta; Magnoliopsida; Poales; Poaceae. Gene Ontology annotation, molecular function: protein binding. The record is from RefSeq and is a predicted model, not a curated record.